AUGGCGGUCUCUGAAGCUCAUCGGCUCUCUGCCGACCACGAUAUCGAGAAGCACUCUGCACCGGUCCACGCCGAAGACGUCCACGGUCCCACGGGUGACGUUGAGAAUGAUGUUGUCACACCGCCGGGAUACUUUCGAAGCAAGUUCUUCUUAGGGACGAUGGCUGGAAUUGGCCUAGGAUUGAUGGCUGGUAGUCCAAAUGUGGUCUGGGUUGCACUCAGCUAUACCCUGACGAGCGCCGUAACCCUGACGAUCAUCGGACGUGUGAGCGACAUUUUCGGCCGGCGAUGGGUCUUUGUUGGCGGUGCUGCUCUCGGCAUCAUUGGGAGCAUUGUUUGUGCCACGGCACAGGACGUCAACACACUCAUCGGCGGUACAACAAUCAUUGGCAUCGCGGCUGCCACACAGCUUUCGUACUUCUACGUGAUGGGAGAGCUUGUGCCCAUGAAGUACCGCCUGGCUGGCAACGCCUUCUGCUACCUCUUUUGCAUUCCCGGGUCGGGAGUGGCUCCCCGCUUCGACUACCUCGGCACGACCCUGUAUACGGGCGGUCUGCUGAUCCUGGUCAUGGGCUUGAACUGGGGAGGAUCUGUCUACCCCUGGGCCUCGAGCUACGUCAUCGCCACCAUUGUCGUCGGUCUGGUCACGCUCGUCCUCUUUGUCCUGUGGGAGACCUUUGCCAAGCUCAAAGAGCCGCUCGUGCCGAUGAACUUGUUCUCCAACUACAGCUGGAACGCCUCCGUGAUCCUCACCGGCCUCGGCGCGAGCUCCUACUACGCGUUCGCCAUCGUGUGGCCCUCGAUGGUGGGCGUGCUGUACGCCGGCGACGACGUCAUGGGCGGCGCCUGGCUCUCGUCGUUUGUCGGUCUGUUCGUCACCCUCGGCCAGAUCGCUGGCGGUUUCCUCGGCAAGAAGAUCGGACACCUCAAGUGGCAGGCGGUCGUCACCAUGACGCUCGGCGCCGUCUUCUUCGGCAGCGUGGCGACCUGCGGGCCCGACACGAGGGCGCGGGCCGCGUCGCUGGUCGCCGUGGGCAUCUUCUUCGUCGGCUGGACCGAGGGCCUGGCCAUCACCAUAGUCACCCUCACGGCGCCGAACCAGCACGAGCUCGGCACCAGCGCGGGCGUCGCGGGCUCCAUCCGGUUCCUGAUCUCGAGCAUCGCGUCGACCGUCUACAACGUGGUGCUGUCGAACCGCCUCGCCCAGACCAUCCCCGCGUAUGUGCCCGCCGCCGUGACAGCUGCGGGCCUGCCCGCGGGCAGUGUGACGGGGUUCAUCACGGUACUGACCGGUGGUGGUGGGACUGGGGACUUUGGCAGUGUCCCCGGGGCGAGCGCGGGCGUCAUCGCCGCAGGCGUAAGGGCGUACAAGGAGGCAAACGCGGAUGCCUACCGGGCUGUGUUCUUCACCAAUAUCGGCUUCUCCUGCAUUGCUAUCGUGUGCUGCUUGCUGUUGCCAGAGGUUGACCAUCUCAUGACGGGCCUUGUCGCGACAAAGCUGCAUGAACGUGCCGAGGAGAAUGGGAAGCUUGCUCGGUGA
This is a messenger RNA of Microdochium trichocladiopsis, 1539 nucleotides long. Its product is annotated as fungal trichothecene efflux pump-domain-containing protein. Gene Ontology annotation, cellular component: membrane. Lineage: Eukaryota; Fungi; Ascomycota; Sordariomycetes; Xylariales; Microdochiaceae. Gene Ontology annotation, molecular function: transmembrane transporter activity. Gene Ontology annotation, biological process: transmembrane transport. The coding region runs from base 1 to 1539 and encodes 512 amino acids. The record is from RefSeq and is a predicted model, not a curated record. The transcript has 3 exons.